Molecule: messenger RNA, 3144 nt
Organism: Poeciliopsis prolifica (blackstripe livebearer)
Lineage: Eukaryota; Metazoa; Chordata; Actinopteri; Cyprinodontiformes; Poeciliidae
Gene: cep89
Product: centrosomal protein 89
Exons: 18
Coding region: 230-2500 (756 amino acids)
Biological process (GO): mitochondrion organization; cilium assembly; chemical synaptic transmission
Cellular component (GO): ciliary transition fiber; centriole
Source: RefSeq, a predicted model, not a curated record
UAAGCGUCUAGAUACCGCGGCUGGUAAAUCAGUAUCCUUUUUAUUUAGUUAGCUUGUUUAUCGUAGGCUGUUUUUUAAGAACAGAGAACUCAUUCCUACCAUAUGAGAAGAACAAGAUAGCGGGUGUUUUUUUUUCAAGACAGUUUGGCGAUUAGUUUGUAAAGUCUUUGUGUAAAAGAAAAGCUUUUUGUCCGUCAAGGUAAAGAGCUAAAGGUAAAUCAGUUUCAUAAUGAUGAAAUUCAACUUCAGACGGGAGAAAGACAAGGAGUUUAAGCACAUAGCUCAUGGUUUGAUCCCUGCCGCCUCCAUCGCUCCUAAAGCCGCCGUGCCUCGUACUCCUCCCCCUCAAAGCCCAGACCCCUCACCUGAGAGACAUAGAUCGGCGUUGGCUGCAGCUAUCCUGUCUUCCUCGCUGACGGGACAAACGUGGGUCAUCCCGCCCGCUCGGCCAAGGUCCUUCUCUGAGACAGAUCGUUCCGAAUCCUUCCUUUCUGAGCCAAACGGCAGCAGCGUGCUUUACUCAAGAGACAGAUGGUCAGAGGAUUUGGCUAGCCGGCCACACCUGUCGUCCCCUGAUCACUCCGAGGGAGAGUUGGAAGACGACAAAGACGGAGCUGAUAACCAGGAUGAUGUGGACGAGCAUGUGUAUCAAACUCUGGACAGACGAGAGGAUCUUAGAGUGUCAGAAACGGUUCAUAACCUGCCUCUAGAAGCAGAGGCCGUUCUGUCUCUGGCCUCUCACGUAUCGGGUAGAAGAGUUCCAUCUCCAGAUCUCACUGAGGAAUCAAGUGGCCAGUCUCCAGAAGCCAGAAGGAGGAGAGAAACUCUCAGAAAGAGCUCUGAAAACCGCAAGAAAGAUGUGAGAUCUCUGCCACCCAUCCCAACCACUAAUAGGCCAGGUGGUGCAAAAAUGCCAAAACAGAACGUUCUUGAAAGCAACCAAGGAUACAGUGAGCUGCGGAAACAGAGGAAGACCAAGACAAUACACGAAGACAAGCAGCUGGAAAAGAGGCUGGAUCGCCUGGAGCGGGAGAUCAGUCAGAGCCGCGCUUCCUCAAACCUCAGGUCCUCUGCAGCAGGCAGCCAGACAGAGCUGCAGAGCCUGAGGCAGCACGCGCAGGAGCUUGUGGACGAAAACGACGCCCUGAAACUGACCGUCCACCGUCUGAACGUGGAGCUGAGCCACUACCAAGCUCGCUUCAGACCGCUGUCCAAACAAGAGAGCUCCAAAAUCAAAGGCAUACCAAGCACAGGUUCUCCCCCUCCAUGGCUGGUUGACAUGAAGUAUUUAUGCCCUUUGCUGCUGGCCUAUGAAGACAACAUGAAUGAGAAGGAAGCUCUUCUACAAACUACUGAGGAGGAGGUGACCAAGUUGCGAGCAAAAGUAGACGAUGUGAUGAAAGAAAACAAGAGGCUCCGUGAUGAGAUGGAUGCGGUCAACCAUAAGGACUGCCAGAUGAUUCAGCAGCAGGCGCUUCUGGUUUUGCAGGAGAACCAGGCCCUGAUUGGUCAGCUGGAGGCUCAGCAUGAAAAAGCCAAAGCCAACCACGGCAAACACCAAUCUGAAGUCUCGAAAAUGUCUAAGCAGCUUAUGAUGUUGGAGGAAGCGAACGAGCGUCUGCAGGAGGACCUGGAAGGAAGCAGACGGGAUUUAAAGAAACGCACAGAGGAGGUCGAGCUGCUGCAGGCUCGCCUCAAGGAUGUCGUCACAUGGGAUGAGCACUGCAGCAUUGCAGGCAAACUCAGAAGACAUCUGGACGAGCAGGAGAGGAGAAAUAAGAGCGAGAAGGAGCAGUUGCUUCUAAAAAUGUCCAGCCUGCAAGAGGAGAACAAGAGUCUGGCUCUGGACAAAGCCAGCCUGGCUGCUGAUGUGAGGACAGUGAAGACUGAGCUGGAGCGCUGCAAACAAGCAAACAGGAAGGCAGAGGGGAGGAUGAGUACGCUGAGGAGACAAAAGGAAGAGCAUUUGCUGAAUGAGGAGAAGACUCGUCAUUACCUGGAGGCUGUUGUUUCUGUCGCAGAGCACAUUUCCAGGGAAAGAGACCAUCUAUUGCACACGGCAUCUGGACUCCAGCAGGAAAAGCAGGGAUUUGUCAGCAGAAUUCUGAAUGGUACGGUCCGCUUUGGGAAGCUUCAAGAGGAACUCAAAGUAUACCGGAGGCAGGCGUCAACCAGGCUGGCAGCGUUGGAGGAGGCUGCGGAGGGGAGGACGGCUUCUUACAAGAGGGAGAUCCUUCACCUGCAGGAGCUGCUGAGAGAAAGACAGGAGGCUGAGGAAAAACUGCUGCAGUCCAAACGGGACGUAGAGGAGGAGUUGGAGGUGGUGUGGCAGGCGGCAACACGGGAGAACCAGCAGAUGAGGGAGACGCUGUUGGACACGAAGCUGAGCGGGGAGCUGUCGGCCUGGGCGCUUUCCCCCGACUGCCCUGCUCAGACUUCAGAGGAGGCCAGCAAAUCCUCCCUGCUCCAGCAGAAGCAUGGGCUGGAUUUCUAUUGCUGAAGACCCAAAGACUAAAGCUGGCAGCGUCUGAACAUCAGAGGAUGGUAAUGGUAUCUGGGUCACGCUUUCUUUUUGUUUUUUGUUUUUGUAAAAUGAAAGAGCAAACAAUCAAUAACACUAGGAAGAAAUGUAUCCUGGCCUGGAAACGCACUUUACUGCACUUUUUAUUUUGACAUUUGACAUGGCAUUUUACUUGAUUUGAGCAUAUUUGUUGUUAUUUUUCUGUCAUAAAAUGUGCCAAGAACAACUGAGAGAGUGAGAUGAAGAGUAAAAUGGGAAGGUGAAACUUGAUCGAAAUGUCCUGAAGUCAAAAGGCAGUGGCGCCACCUACUGGACACGACGAGGCAAUGACUCUAUUGCAGCCAGAGAGCAGGACAGUGACCAGGCUGUGUGGGUGUAAAUAAACACCCACCAUCUGUACACUGGAUGAACAGAAAUAAGAUCAAUAAUGUUAAAUACAUUGACAUUUAAAUUCACUUGGAGGAGAUUAAAAAUGUAUAUGUCAAGAGAGUUUUCUCUGAUAGAUGUUGAGAAGAUAUUUUAGACAUAUUUAAGAAUGUUUAUAUAUUUGUACGUCCUCCACCUGUAAUUUUAAGCACAACUUUUAUGAUUGUAAAUAAUAAAGCAACAAAUCACAUCUGGGA